This is a messenger RNA of Linepithema humile (Argentine ant), 3606 nucleotides long. RefSeq names its product zinc finger DHHC-type containing 8 (gene Zdhhc8). The record is from RefSeq and is a predicted model, not a curated record. Gene Ontology annotation, biological process: protein palmitoylation. NCBI's taxonomy places the organism in Eukaryota, Metazoa, Arthropoda, Insecta, Hymenoptera, Formicidae. Gene Ontology annotation, molecular function: palmitoyltransferase activity.
AGGUGACACGCGCGCUGCCGCGCGAGAUUCAGCGAGUGAGCGAGAGACAUCGUAUGCAUGCUAUAUAUGUAUGUCAUCGAGGUGGUGUGCUCGUCGCUCAGAUUCGUAUAUGCGGGAGCUGUUAAAUAUUAAUAACGCCACGGAUGUUUUUGCCGGAAUGACGUACGAGUGACGGACCGGGACCGAUCGGCGAUGUGUCGCAGACGCCCGGACGGCAGCUAGAAUGCGCACCCGUGCUCGGCACUUAACGUACGAAUUGCAAAUAAGCCGAGCGCCCGAUGGACGCGGCCAUGUUUCCUGCUAGCAGAAAUCCUGUCCAUUAAUAAUUCGCUAAUCGUGGACCACGAAGUGGAGCGUGCAGAAUGCCGAAAUGCGAUGUGAAGACAAGGUAUCUACCAGCUACGUUCGCGUGGACGGUCCUACUCGGCACUACGGCGCUCUUCUUCAUUUUCCCAUGCUCGAACUACUAUGUCUCCCAGUGGGGGUUGUGGGUGCCAGCUGUGGAAGGAGUCAUCACCUUCUUUGUGGUGAUAAACUUCUCUCUAGCGACAUUUAUGGACCCUGGUGUUAUACCGAAAGCACCUCCUGACGAAGAUCGGGAAGAUGACUUUCGAGCUCCGUUGUACAAGAGCGUUGAGAUCAAUGGCAUUACAGUGCGUAUGAAGUGGUGUGUCACCUGUAAGUUUUAUCGACCUCCACGUUGCUCACAUUGCAGUGUCUGCAAUCAUUGUAUCGAGACAUUCGAUCAUCACUGCCCAUGGGUAAACAACUGCAUUGGUAGGAGGAAUUACAGAUAUUUCUUCUUCUUUCUUCUGUCACUCAGUAUACAUAUGUUCUGUAUAUUUGGACUUUGUCUGUACUAUGUCUUGCAGCAUAAACAACAACUGAGUGAAGUUAAUACUAUUGUCGCACUCGUGCUCAUGGGAGUGAUAGUGCUCUUAUUCAUUCCAAUCUUUGGACUGACGGGCUUUCAUGUAGUCCUUGUUUCUAGAGGACGAACCACUAAUGAACAGGUAACAGGCAAAUUUAACGGGGGCUACAAUCCUUUUUCUCGAGGUUUUCUACACAACUGCUGUUACACACAAUUUGGACCACAAUACCCAAGGUAUUGCAAGGAAGCAAGUUUACUUAAGCCUGAAAAGUAUUCAGGGAAGCGACGUGGAGCUUGCGCAUCAGAGAUAUCUACUAUAGGCAGUGAGAACCAGGUAAAGACCUACAUGGAUAGCAGCAAUGGUGUUAGAAAUGCCAGUUCAAAUGCUUACAAUAAGUUAUCUCCCGGACGAGACGGAUCGGACACGGACAUGGAACCAACGGCGUCUCAAUCCGCGGACUGUGAGCCUACGCCGCCGCUGCAAAGACACGGUUCGAAAAGCAAUUUCUUCCUGCCACCUGUGGAAAACAAUGAAUCUCCCAGACAUCCUCCGCCGUCGCAACACCGCCAUCCAAUACAUUAUCCUAGAGGCAGUCCGCAUCCAAGGCCAAGAGGGAUGAAUGGAUCUCGAAGUCACACGCCCGACCCGUUAUCGCCGGAGACGAGUGGCUCGCCCGCCACGGUCCCUCAACGUAGUCAGAGUGGCGCCAGUCCGACGAUGCAGCAACGCAUCAAAGCUAUUGGAGUGCCCACUCCGCUUGCCAUAUCCAGUCCUAUACGAAGAUCAAACCCGGGUACACCGACGCAGGUUCGUCGGCCGGAUUUUAUAGGCGUGAGCGACGCGCCGACGUAUUACGAUGUACAGCAAGGAAACAAUACAGGGGUCGGUGUGACCGGCCCCGUCGGCAUCACCGGCUACAGUCCGCAGCGGCGUUUCCUGUCGGAGAGCGAGCUCGUGCGACAGGGCACCGAUCAUCCGUACUCGAGGACCAACAACACCGUCGACAACAUACGCGAGCUGGCGGGCUCGCCGCAACGCGGCGUCUACAUGUGGAAGGACAACUCACCCGGCAGCUAUCCCGGUCCGCCCGGCGGCGGUGCGGUGAGCGGCGCGCCGCAUCAGUCGCCGUCGCAGCGACCGCCGCCGUACGACUACUACCGCUCCAACCCCACGAGUCCGACCCAGCAGUCGCAGUACGCGAUGAACGCACCCAGAGCAGCAUAUCAUCCAGCGAUACGAGGUGGAGUGCCAGUCUUCCCGCCGCAUCAGCCGCACCAGUCGCCGCAAGUUAAGCGGAAAGCGACCACGAUGGCGACGCCCACCACGCCGACCUCGGGGGACGCGCGACGCCGACCGAUGUCUUUCGUCAGAGCCCUCGAGAUGACCGAUUCCAUGGAGAUGGUCUCGGCGCCUAACGAUCCACGAUCGCAAAGACCGACGACGCCGACGCCGGACCGGGCGAGCGUGUACGAUAUGAACUACGAGAUAUCCGUAUAGCCCAGCUUUCCGGUCUCCGCACCAUCCUGCGGCUGGACGGAGAUUCUACGAGCGCCGCCGAGCAAUCUGCGCGUCUCACGCUCUAACGAAGAGAGAAUGUAUGCCGCUUAUGAGAUAUCCGUCUGAAUUCUUCCGCGAACGAAUGCAGUUACGCCCGUUUGACGUCGCGUGGACGCGUUCAAUUGAAACGCGAACCCGCGGCUGAUUCUUCAAGCUUUACAUUUGUUGCCGUGGGAUCGCGCCGUUAUUCUUGCAAUGCGAACGUCAGACUUGUUGCAGCAAAUCAGCGCGACACACGCGCGAUGUGUACAUUUCGUCGUUAGUGAUGUGUGUGUGUGUGUGUGUGUGUGUGCGCGUAUCGCGAUUGACAGUACGUACAGCACUCUCAAGUCGAUACGUCCGCUGACUAGCAACCGGAAUUUAAUUCACUGUGCAUUCAUACCGAAGCAGUAAUUGUACAAGCCUUUGUUUCUCCGAUUCUUCCUUCGGCACUGGAAUCUUGCAGUGCGACACGACAGUAGAGAACUUGCAUUUUACGCAAGGUGCACCAAUGACACGCGAGUAUCCUGUCGUAACAGUAAAUAUCAUUAAUUUAGUCGUUGUGAAUGGAGUAAACAAUAGAUUCCAUGUAGCAGCGAAGUAUGUCCGUUACGUUGAGAAUAACAGCAUUCGGUCCGACUGACGAUCCGAAUUAACGAGUCACGGAGGCGUCAACGAAAGUAUAUCCCGAGCGCACAGAGGUUGAUCUUUAUUGGAAUCCUUACCGAUAAAUCGGCCCUCUCGCUUGACAGAAGCAAUUAUAUUUUUUAGUACACGUUUAAGGUCAGUUUAGAUUUUUAUACAAUGACACCGUGACUCACCCUCAUAUAGAAUGCGAUAUUAAUCCAACGUCAUCCCUUCGGUUGUCUUUUUUUCGUUUUCGUUUUAAAUAUGUAUCUCCGUCGCCAAUAAGAUACAUGAUUUGAUAAAAUGAGAGGAGAGCAUCGGGGAUCAUUGUCGAGUCCUUAUUAGCUCUUCGAAUAUCAGAGGAGUCGUGUCCAUUGAAAGAGAAAAAAAAGGAGUUACUUAACCAACUUAAGUCAUUAUCGGGAUAGAAUAACAAAUUCUGUGUAAAAUAAUCGUGGAAUAUGUAGCAAAUUUUUAAUAUACAUAUUUAACAAUAUUUAUACGUAAAUGAUAAAAAAAAAUACAAGACUUUAUAAUUUGACCUGUUUGUUAUAAAUGAUGAUUUUAUCGA